Messenger RNA from Polyodon spathula (Mississippi paddlefish), 4415 nucleotides. Its product is annotated as volume-regulated anion channel subunit LRRC8D-like. The record is from RefSeq and is a predicted model, not a curated record. Lineage: Eukaryota; Metazoa; Chordata; Actinopteri; Acipenseriformes; Polyodontidae. Gene Ontology annotation, molecular function: protein binding. The transcript has 5 exons. Bases 385 to 2901 code for a protein of 838 amino acids.
AAAAAAUGAGGGGGGGUGUAAAUAAUUAGUAUUGCAGCUGUGGUUUCGCUAAGAUUAGACUUUUCUGUAAUUCUUGAAAGCCCAGGCAUAACGUUGCCGAGGCAACAGGGAUGGAAGGUUCAGUCACGUGUGGCCACUUCCAGCUCCUUUCCCGAUCCAGCAGGAGCCAAGUUAAGGAAAAGAAAAAAGAAGGGAAGAAAAACAACUUUGGGAUUAAUUCAUAGAGAAGGAACGAGCCGCAGCUGUGGAGAUACAUUCAACACAAGGAGCAGACUCUUUUCACGGUCGAAAACCAGCCGGGCGGUCUGUUGUGUUGUGGACGCGGCUUCUUGAAAAGUUUUUUUUAUCAAAAGUUGUCGGAUAAACACCUCGAAAUAAGGAGGCAUGUUCACGCUGUCGGAGCUGGCCUCUCUGAGCGAGGCCCACACCACGCACCGGAUCCUGAAGCCCUGGUGGGACGUGUUCAUGGAGUACCUCGUCUUCGCCAUGCUCAUGGUCUCCAUCUUCUCUGGGACGCUGCUCAUCUCUAACGAGCAAGUCGUGUGUCUGCCCAUGGACCAGGCUGACCCUGCUAAUGACAGCAGCAGCACCCCCAACCCAACACUUACCCCACAGACUACCCCAGACAUCCCUACCCCAACCCCUACUCCAGACACCAACCCUCCCAAAAACACAGCCGAUCCUCUGUCUCCUCAUGGUAAGGAAAGGGGUCGCCCCACCAAUCUGGACUACCAGCAGUACGUUUACAUCAGCCAGGUGUGCUACCACAUGGCGCUGCCCUGGUACUCCCGCUACUUCCCUUACAUGGCCCUGAUCCACUCGCUCAUCCUGUUGGUCAGCAGCAACUUCUGGUUCAAGUUCCCCAAGACGUCCUCCAAGGUGGAGCACUUCAUUGGCAUCCUGGGAAAGUGCUUUGAGUCGCCCUGGACCUCCAAGGCUCUCUCCGAGACUGCCUGCGAGGACUCCUCCGAGGCCAGCGGGGGCGCCAGGCGUCGCUGUUCCACCUCCUCCACUGUGAGGGGCCGGGCGAGUGAGGAGUGGAGCCCCGGGACCCCACUCCUGGCCAGGGCUGGCUCCAUCUUCUCUAACCUGGGCUCCCCUCCCAAGGAGAGCCCCGUGCCGGCAGCCCCCUCCUCCACAGCGAUCCUGGACAGGAAGGACGGCGAGCAGGCUAAGGCUCUCUUCGAGAAGGUGCGCAAGUUCAGGCAGCACACUGAGGACACGGACCACGUGUACAGGGUAUACGUGUGCCAGACCGUGUUCAAGGUGCUGAAGUUCCUGCUCAUUGUGGGCUACACCUCCACGUUCGUGGACUCCAUCUCCUUCGAGCACGUGUGCCGGCCGCAGAUCCGCUUCCUGACGGGAUACAGCCGCUUCUUCUGCACACACAGCAUGGCAUUCAUGCUGCGCAAGCUGCUGCUCAGCUACUUGCUGCUGGUCAGCGUGUACGGGCUCAUCGGGGUCUACACCCUCUUCUGGAUCUUCCGCAGGUCCCUGCGGCAGUACUCCUUUGAGAAGGUGCGGGAGGAGAGCAGCAUCAGGGACGUGCCGGACGUCAGGAACGACUUUGCCUUCCUGCUGCACAUGGCAGACCAGUAUGACCAGCUCUACUCCAAGCGCUUCGCCGUCUUCCUCUCAGAGGUGAGUGAGCACCGGCUGCUGGAGGAGAACCUCAACCACGAGUGGGGCUACGACAAGCUGCGACAACACGUGACCCGGGACGCGCUGGGCAGAACCGAGUUGCGUCUCUCCACGCUCUCGGGCGUCCCCAAGGCAGUCUUCGAGAUGCCAGACCUCCAGGUCCUGAAGCUGGAGCUGAUCCCGGAGGCCAGGUUGCCCGCCAAGCUGUCCCAGAUGAGCUCCCUGUGCGAGCUGCACCUCUGCCACUGCCCAGCCAAGGUGGAGCCCCUGGCCUUCAACUUCCUCCGAGACAGGCUGCGCUCCCUCCACGUCAGGUUCACCGACGUGGGAGAAAUCCCGCCCUGGGUCUACUCCCUGAGGGCCCUGGAGGAGCUGAGCCUGACCGGGAACCUGAGCUCCGACAACAACAGGGCCAUCGGGCUGGAGUCCCUGAGGGAGCUGCGCGGCCUCAAGAGCCUGAGCCUGAAGAGCAACCUGACCAAGAUCCCCUCUGGGCUGGUGGAGGUGGCGGGGCACCUGACGCGGCUGUCGGUCCGGAACGACGGCACGCGGCUCCUGGUCCUCAACAACCUGAAGCGGGCCGGGAACCUGUCAGAGCUGGAGCUGCUGCAGUGCCAGCUGGAGAGGAUCCCCCACGCCGUCUUCAGCCUGACCGCCCUGCGCUCACUGGACCUGCGUGGGAACAGCAUCCGCAGCGUGGAGGAGGUGGUCAGCCUGCAGCACCUGCGGGGGCUGGCCUGCCUGCGGCUGUGCCACAACCAGAUAGCCGCCCUGCCGGCCACCCUCUGCAUGGUGAGGAAACUGGAGCAGCUGUGUCUGUCCCACAACCUCCUGCAGAGCCUUCCCCCUGCCCUCUUCACUCUCAAGAAGCUCCGCCACCUAGACCUGGCCUACAACCUCCUUGCCACCCUCCCUGGCGAGAUCGGAGAGCUGGAGCUGCUCUCCUUCCUCUCCGUCAGCGGCAACAAGUUGGAGGCUCUUCCCGGCGAGCUGUUCCGCCGCUGCGCCAGGCUGAGGACGCUCUCUCUGGCCAACAACAGCUUGACUAGCCUUCCCCCGGAGGUCGGGCUGCUGUCCCAGCUCAGCUACCUGGACCUCCGGGGGAACGGUCUGGAGAGGCUGCCCGUGGAGGUGGGCUCCUGUGGGGCCUUGAAGAAAGAAGGGCUCCGAGUGGAGGACCGGCUGUUCAACACUCUGCCCUCCGAGGCCAAGGAGCGACUGCAGCUGCUGCUGCGUUCUGAUCUCCCCACGUCACUGUGAAUCCCGGGACUGGGAGGGGAUUUGGUGGCUGUCCAUGACCCUGGUAACGGGAUCGUGAGAGUUCAUAGCAGGGUAACAGCAUGUCCAAACUCUUCGGGACACAGACUCCAAGCUUCUGGAACCAAGUAAUUAUACAUUUAGAAUUAACAAAAGAUGAAAGUUAUAGGCUUGGCUUAAUACUUCCAUUUCACUUCAAAUCUGAUGAGACAUUCAACUAGCUGUGUAAAAAAUAGCUAAGAAGGGGGUUUGUGGUGGCACCUGAUGCUGAUGCCGACAUAAGAAUGUUCCUGUGAACUCUGAAAAAAUUAUAGCAAGAAGAAAAUCUUUGGGUCCCGACCAAAUCCUUCUGCUCACAUUAUGUGUGUGUGCAGCUAUUCUGCAGUAGUAGUGCUGGGAUGAAUAUAGGUUUUUGUCAACAGUUUAACUUGAAUUGGCUGGUAUUUUUAAGAUACAAGUUCUCGAUUUGUUUUGAUAUUUUUAUUCACACAUCAUAGGUAAGUCAACUAGGGAUUUUUUCACUAGGGAAACAGAAUUAUUCUUCUGUACAUCACAGUGUAUCCAGUACAAGCUCCCUCCUGCAACAAGCUGGUGAUUGAGUGGCGGAUUGUGGGAACAGAAAGCCAGCAGGAGGGAGUGUGAUCUGGAUACACUGUGAUCCUUACAGGAGAUUUUAUUUUCUCCUGGCAAACACUCCCGAGGAAAUGUGGAGAAACGUAUUGCCCAGUUGAGUUAUGACCCAUGAUGUGUGAUUAAAUAUGUCAAAAGAGUUGACAAUAUGUUGAACACGAACACAGCAAAGGUAAAGUAAUGUGUUUCUUGUAAACUUUGCUGGGUCUUGUAACAAACGUGAACUGAACCCCUUUGUAAUAGUGUGGCUAUAGUAGAGCUCCCAGCCAGGGGAAUGAACCCUCCCUGGAACACUGCCAGAGCUCCCAGCCAGGUGAAUGAACCCUCCCUGGAACACUGACAGAGCUCCCAGCCAGGGGAAUGAACCCUCCCUGGAACACUGCCAGAGCUCCCAGCCAGGUGAAUGAACCCUCCCUGGAACACUGCCAGAGCUCCCAGCCAGGUGAAUGAACCCUCCCUGGAACACUGCCAGAGCUCCCAGCCAGGGGAAUGAACCCUCCCUGGAACACUGCCAGAGCUCCCAGCCAGGUGAAUGAACCCUCCCUGGAACACUGCCAGAGCUCCCAGCCAGGGGAAUGAACCCUCCCUGGAACACUACCAGAGCUCCCAGCCAGGGGAAUGAACCCUCCCUGGAACACUGCCAGAGCUCCCAGCCAGGGGAAUGAACCCUCCCUGGAACACUGCCAGAGCUCCCAGCCAGGGGAAUGAACCCUCCCUGGAACACUGCCAGAGCUCCCAGCCAGGUGAAUGAACCCUCGCUGGAACACUGUCAGAGCUCCCAGCCAGGUGAAUGAACCCUCCCUGGAACACACGGGGGGGGGUAUUCAUCCCCUUUGCUAUGACCCCCUUUGCUAUGACACUCCUAAAUAAGCUCAAGGGGCAACCAA